GUGACUAGCAUCCGCACCGUCCACUUCUGCAUGUGGGCAAUCAACCCCACUUUCAAAACGGCCUGGAUCAACCUUUUCCAACAAAGGUACUGUUGAUUAAAGAAGCAGUGACGUUUUUGGCGACAAAUUUCAAUGGCAGAAUCAAAACCAGACCCGGCAAAGUCUCCAUCAGGUAUUAUUGAAAAAGAUGAAAGAGCCAAGGAAGAGAUUGAAUCAAUAAUUCAAAUUCCUGACCAUCAUAAAGAAACACAUGGAACAAGUGAUGACAUUGAUGAAAACACCUCCACAGAUGAAGUCAGAGGACCAGGUGUGUUUGAACGAGUGAAGGAAGAGGUUGAGGCCCUUGUUGAAGCAAUUCAUCCUAAGAAGGAUGAAAACCACAAGACAUCUUCCUAGAGAGGAAAUGAAGUAAGUUUGUGAAAAUAAGAUUUUUGUUGGAUUGAAAGGUGGAAGUUGAUGUUGUAUUCUUGAUGAUUUUCAAUUGCUUUGAUAUUUAUAUGUUUGCUUCAGUUAAUUAUUUAGAUGAACUUGGACAUGGUAGCUUGUAUCAUUGUUCCAUUGUUUGAUUUGAAAUUGAAAAACUUUAUUUCACUUC
Hevea brasiliensis (rubber tree) is the source of this 595-nucleotide messenger RNA. RefSeq lists its product as uncharacterized. The record is from RefSeq and is a predicted model, not a curated record. Bases 133 to 396 code for a protein of 87 amino acids. The transcript has 2 exons. NCBI's taxonomy places the organism in Eukaryota, Viridiplantae, Streptophyta, Magnoliopsida, Malpighiales, Euphorbiaceae.